Molecule: messenger RNA, 1360 nt
Organism: Schizophyllum commune H4-8
Lineage: Eukaryota; Fungi; Basidiomycota; Agaricomycetes; Agaricales; Schizophyllaceae
Product: Clavaminate synthase-like protein
Exons: 8
Coding region: 19-1029 (336 amino acids)
Molecular function (GO): dioxygenase activity
Source: RefSeq, a predicted model, not a curated record
CCUCCACAAGCAACAAAUAUGGCUUCUCUUCCAGUUAUCGAUUUUGCUCGCUGGGACAGCGGCAAGGCUGACGACAGGGCCGCCAUCGCAGGCGCCCUCAUCGAUGCAUGCAAGAACGUUGGCUUCGCCUACAUCAUCAACACAGGUAUACCGCAAGGAGAGGUCACCAGGAUGUUCGACUGGUCUGCCAAGUUUUUUGCCCUUCCUGAGGAGACAAAGCUUCUGGCUCGUCACCCUCCUGAAGGAUGGAAGCAUCGUGGCUACAGCCGCCUCGGCGCUGAGCAAGUCAUCCAGCCCAAGACGUACGACUCCGAUCCCUCCAAACUCGCGGCCCUUCGCCGCGCCGUCCCGGACCUCAAAGAGUCCGUCGAGAUCGGCCUUGAAGACCCUCCUCGUCCCGCCCUGCAGAACCUUUGGGUUCCCGAGGACGACAUCCCAGGCUUCCGCGCUGCCGCCGUUGCGUUCUACGAUCUCUGCCGCGACUUUCAGACGAGCAAGCUGUUACCGGCCAUUUCGAUGGGCCUCGGGGUUGACAGCGACUACCUGGUCAAGUAUCACGCGUACGAGGACAGUCAGCUGCGGUUGCUGCACUACCCCGAGGCCCCGGCCGCCCCGUUCGCGAGGGGUGAGCUGGGGAGGGUGCGCGCGCACACUGACUACGGGACCUGCACAUUCCUGUUCCAGGACGAUGUCGGUGGCCUUGAGGUCGAGUCCGCCUCGGGGGAAUUUGUCGCCGCCACACCGAUGCCAGGUGCCGUCGUCUUCAACGUCGGUGAUCUCCUCAUGCGUUGGUCGAACGACACACUCAAGUCGACGAAGCACCGCGUCUGCCCUCCGCCCGCAAUCGAAAGCGGAAACCGGCACGAAGCCUUCAUUCCAAGGCGGUACUCCAUCCCCUACUUCAUUGUCCCCGACUUCGACAAGACGAUUGACUGCAUCCCCAGCUGCUUUGGGCCCGACAAGCCCAAGAAAUACGAGCCUGUCAACGCGGGCGAUUACAUGGCGAUGAGACUGAACGGGUCUUAUUGAGGAACAAGCACUUUGUACGAUAGGCAUGAUAGUACAGUAUUCAGUGUUUUGUAACCGUCCGCGGUAUUCGACAAUCAUGAAGGCAUAUCGUUCAUAUAGUCGUGAAAAAGGACAUUCAUGUUAGGCAUCGAUUGUAAGAGGAAAUUCCAGUCAAGCGAAGCCGUGGCAGGGCGGGAAGAGCCCUGUACGCCACGAAAGUCGCCGUGAUAUCCGCUGGUCCUGGCCUCGACGAAGAGAGGCAGCACAGAUGCCACCUGCCCCCAUCCCUGGUCCGAGCAGUUAACCCCGAUCACUGUAUCGACUUUCGGGAAGAAUCGCGCAAGGAACGAGG